AUGGCUGGAAAACCUGCUGUACUUACAUGUGUUGUGGAUAGUAUGACUGACAACUUAAGACCCACUCGUGCUGAAGCCACUGAUGUUGCCAAUGCUGUUUUGGAUGGCAGUGAUGCAAUACUUCUGGGUGCUGAGACCUUGCGUGGGUUGUACCCUAUUGAGACUAUUUCCACUUUUGGCGGAAUUUGUUCAGAGAAAGAUAAGUUCAAUCCCAGAUGCUAUGUUGCUGCUGCUACUGAUAAUAUGAGUCUUCAAAAGGCUCAGUUGCUGGAGAAUUCCUUGGCAGAUCAGAGUGUGCGCUAUCCUGCAAUACCAGAUGGCCAUGAGAUUAGGAAAACCAAGUUAAAGACCAUGAUUGAAGUAUCUCGAGGCAGCGAAUAA
Molecule: messenger RNA, 381 nt
Organism: Arachis duranensis
Lineage: Eukaryota; Viridiplantae; Streptophyta; Magnoliopsida; Fabales; Fabaceae
Product: pyruvate kinase 2, cytosolic-like
Exons: 4
Coding region: 1-381 (126 amino acids)
Biological process (GO): glycolytic process
Cellular component (GO): cytoplasm
Molecular function (GO): pyruvate kinase activity; potassium ion binding; magnesium ion binding
Source: RefSeq, a predicted model, not a curated record